GGGACGGAAACCACAAAUAAAUAGCGGCGGCAGCAGCGCGUCAUCUGGCGGAGCAGGAAGUGCAGGCAGAGUCCGGAGGCUGCCGCUUUCUGCGCGUCCCCAGGACUUUGCCAUGGGCUGGGGGCCGCGGCGGCUGCGGGCGGCCGGGCCAGGGCAGCGGCGGCGGCGCACGCACCGGGGCUGAGCGAGCGGCCACGCGGGGGGCGCGCGGAGAUGGCUGCGUCCAGCAACUCCAGCCUGUCCGGCUCCUCGGUGUCCUCCGAUGCUGAAGAAUACCAGCCUCCGAUAUGGAAAUCAUACUUAUAUCAGCUACAGCAAGAGGCACCUCGUCCCAAGAGGAUCAUUUGUCCUCGGGAGGUGGAAAACAGACCAAAAUAUUAUGGAAGAGAGUUUCAUGGGAUCAUCUCGCGGGAGCAGGCGGAUGAGCUCCUGGGAGGCGUGGAGGGCGCCUAUAUCCUUCGAGAAAGCCAGCGGCAGCCAGGAUGCUACACAUUAGCUCUGAGGUUUGGAAACCAGACCUUAAACUACCGGCUCUUCCAUGAUGGGAAACACUUUGUGGGCGAAAAGAGAUUUGAAUCCAUUCACGAUCUGGUGACAGAUGGCUUGAUAACGUUGUACAUAGAAACAAAAGCUGCUGAAUACAUUUCAAAAAUGACAACGAACCCCAUCUAUGAACACAUUGGAUAUGCCACUUUACUCCGAGAAAAAGUAUCCAGAAGGCUGAGCAGGUCUAAAAACGAGUCAAGGAAAACAAACGUCACAAACGAAGAGCACACGUCAGUGGAGAAGACUGAGCCAGGAGUGCAGGGGCUCCACACAGCAGCAGCUGAUCGAGCUCCCAGGACCUCUGAAGCCACUCAGAUCUCCUCCUUGGUUCGAAGGGCUGCCCUUACACACAGCGACAACCACUUCAACUAUGAGAAGACACACAACUUCAAGGUCCACACGUUCCGAGGCCCACACUGGUGUGAAUACUGUGCCAAUUUCAUGUGGGGACUCAUCGCACAGGGAGUCCGGUGCUCAGAUUGUGGGUUGAAUGUACACAAGCAGUGUUCCAAGCAUGUUCCCAACGACUGCCAGCCUGAUCUCAAGAGGAUCAAGAAGGUGUACUGUUGUGACCUCACCACUCUCGUGAAAGCUCACAACACUCAGAGACCCAUGGUGGUUGACAUAUGCAUUCGGGAAAUUGAAGCAAGAGGACUGAAGUCGGAAGGCCUGUACAGAGUCUCCGGAUUCACAGAACACAUCGAAGAUGUCAAGAUGGCAUUUGACAGAGAUGGAGAAAAGGCAGAUAUAUCUGCCAACAUCUAUCCUGACAUAAACAUCAUCACUGGAGCUCUGAAACUGUACUUCAGGGACUUACCUAUCCCUGUCAUCACUUAUGAUACCUAUUCCAAAUUUAUAGAAGCAGCAAAAAUUUCCAAUGCAGAUGAGAGGCUGGAAGCAGUCCAUGAAGUACUGAUGUUACUGCCUCCCGCUCACUAUGAGACUCUGCGCUACCUAAUGAUCCAUCUCAAAAAAGUUACUAUGAAUGAAAAGGACAAUUUAAUGAAUGCAGAAAACCUGGGAAUUGUGUUUGGGCCCACCCUGAUGAGACCACCCGAGGACAGCACACUUACAACCCUCCACGACAUGCGGUACCAAAAGCUGAUUGUGCAGAUUUUGAUAGAAAACGAAGAUGUUUUGUUUUAAUUCAACAGGGAAUGAGCUGAAUGGCCCCAGCCCCAGCCUAGCUGAUAAAGCUAAAGAAAUAAAAACAGUUCUUACACUUGAUUUGUUUCUCAAACAAGUGACAGAAUUUGCUGGACCACGGUGGAUUGCAGAGUUGGGUACUGUGUCUCAUAGACACGCCCUCCUCCACACGAGAACAGGGUGGGGGUGAGAGAGCCCCAACCUCGGGUCUUUUGCUGUGCCUCGUAUGUAUGUCUGUUUUGCUGGAAGAGUGAUUAAUAAAUUUUUCUUUAACUUAUUAAAAACAAUAUAGACCUUCAAGUUUCAAUCUCAUCAGUAAUAAAAGGGAACUUAAUUCAUAAAGGUACUUGAUACAGUUAUACAUUUUCCACUUACAGAAAGAAGACAGUUCUAUAUGUUAAAUGUUAAAUGAAACCUAUAUUGUAAAAUGUAUUUUUAUUUUAGCUGCAAGACUGUUAUUUUAUUUUAGCAAACAGAACUCAAUGCAGUGCAUUGACUAUUACCCUAUGUAGCUCUUCCUGCAGUCUUUCUGUGAUGCCCUGGAUAUUUGACCACAAAUGCAGUAUUAUCUUGACAUACCUCUGUCUUUAUUAGUACUUUUCAAUGAGAUUUCACUGCCACAUAUGCUCCUGCUUUUGAUAGUUUUUGCUCUUUAGAACUGGCAUUCAGCUAUCAACGUAGUAUAGGUUUAUAACAAUUACAAGGUGGUCUGAAACAUUCACAAAUUUUCUUUCUAUAAAACUUUUGUGAAUUUCCAACACAUAUUAUGGAAUUGGUCACUGCUUUCUCAUGUAACAACUGUGUAACCCAAAACAUGCAGAAUGUGAUCAUUUUGUGUAAAAUGGUCUUGAGGACACUGGAUACAUCUGGACCAUGAAAAGAAUCAGCACUUUUCCAUUUUUCAGCUAAACCCUCCAAAUUCAUGUUAAUUGCAGAUUGAAUUUUGGACACAUUCAUGUAUUGACAGAAAGUGACCCUGCAGAAUAAUGUUUAGCUUUUUUUAUUUUCGUUUCAUAAACAAACCUAUUUUUAAAAGAAUGAGUAAGGUUGGUUUUUGCUAAAUACGUGUUCAUUCUUGAAAAAAGUUACUUCUAUAUGGAAAAUAAGUUCGUAUGAUUUUAUUACCUGAGUUUCAUCCUGUUGAUUAUAUUUAUCUCAGCAUGAGCCUUUCGCACCAAGAUUUCUAUAUUUUGUAACAUAGUUAAAAUAUUUAAAACAUCAAAAACUGUAAAUCUAGAUUUUUUAAGAAUCCAACCGCGAUCUUUCCCUAAUUGUCUGAGAUGAGUCAUGUAAUUACCCACAAGUCUUGUUUUGGAGUGACCAGAAGAGAUGUGCUGUGUGAUGUGGUGUGUGGGAGGAGGUGCACAGCCUGGCUGUCAUCCUGGGAAGUCCCCAGGGCCCCGAAGAUGGACUCUGUUGUCAACUGGAGGUCAGCGGCGUUCAGCCUGCUCCCUGCUCCUGGCCUUCCUCCCAACUGUACAGAUUUGUUUGUUGUAGCUUAUGUACUUCUUGAUACUGUCAAAAAAAUUAUCUGGAAAUGGUUUUAUUUUGUGAAGUGAAUAAUACUUUGUAAUUUAUGAUAGUGUACAUGGAAGGAAAAACAUUACAUGUAUUAAAUUCUUCUGUCUAUCA
Molecule: messenger RNA, 3324 nt
Organism: Cavia porcellus (domestic guinea pig)
Lineage: Eukaryota; Metazoa; Chordata; Mammalia; Rodentia; Caviidae
Gene: Chn2
Product: chimerin 2
Exons: 14
Coding region: 214-1692 (492 amino acids)
Biological process (GO): signal transduction; positive regulation of GTPase activity; regulation of small GTPase mediated signal transduction
Molecular function (GO): GTPase activator activity
Source: RefSeq, a predicted model, not a curated record